Melampsora larici-populina 98AG31 is the source of this 879-nucleotide messenger RNA. RefSeq lists its product as uncharacterized. The record is from RefSeq and is a predicted model, not a curated record. The transcript is spliced from 3 exons. The coding region runs from base 1 to 879 and encodes 292 amino acids. NCBI's taxonomy places the organism in Eukaryota, Fungi, Basidiomycota, Pucciniomycetes, Pucciniales, Melampsoraceae.
AUGACCAAAAACAAGAAAAAAUCGACAUCCCCAACGACUAUAUCACAAAUGAUCCUCGACGCGCAGAAAAGCGGCUUUGCCCAGUUUAGAUCCGAGGAGCCGAUAUCGCUAUCAGAUCCACCACCGCAUGCCCGCACCUCCAGAGCCGACGAUAUUCGCUCACAUCCACUAUGGAGUCAAGUGCAAAGUUUAAACGACAAACUUCGUGGCGCUUUUCUUGCUCAUGACUAUGAAAUACAGAAGCCGAAGAUCAAGAAAGAUCAAAUUUACCGGAUCCUCUUACAUUUUGACCCCAACACCGAGCACCGAGUCACCCACCGUAAAGAUAAAUUAAUAAACGCGUUUGAAACCGAGCUUCUUCCACGCCUUGGUCCAUUUAUUCAGGCCCCUCCACCACAACCCAUGGAAACCGAUGUCGACUUUGAUCCUUUGACCGCCACACAACGCGCCUUGAGAGAAGCUAUCCACCGCCGAAAACCUGCGCUCACCAUCCCUGAAGGUGUCAACCCUCACGGUUUACGCCUCCUUUACAAGGAAUACGUCGACAAUGAUUUGGUUGUGCCCGCAGCGAAAGAGUUCUCUACUAAACCACGUGGUGUCACUGCUGCCAACAUCAAGACAAAGACCAUUGAACAACUUCGAUUCAUUCUUCAAAGCAAAAAUCCUGAAGUCUUCAUUCAUCUUACUCCGUUGACUCGUUCUGUUUGUGUCGACAUUUACACCCGGUUUGUCCUUGAAGAGGAAGUAGCACCUGGUCGACUUAUUCUUCAGGCAGAUGAAAAAGUUAUUACCUUUGAACUCAGAAGUCAAAUUAAAUCAGAUCAAAUCAAUGAGUCACCUUUCCCACAUCUGCGAGUUCGUGUACAAAACUUCUUUUAG